GUUCAAUAACCUUUUGACAGUAGUGACAGUACUUAAAUCUAGGUUAUGUCAGUGUUUUGCGUUUCAUUCCGUUUCGAACAGUUUAAACCUUGAAAAAUAAAUAAAAAUGUGAUUAAUUCACCUUAAACAUGAGUAAUGAGGAGAGACUUGUGACGGAGGUGCCUAGUAGCCUCAAACAACUCGCUAGGUUAGUCGUGAGAGGCUUCUACACCAUCGAGGACGCCCUCAUCGUGGACAUGCUCGUCCGCAACCCUUGUAUGAAAGAAGACGACAUUUGUGAACUGUUAAAAUUCGAACGAAAAAUGCUCCGUGCUCGAAUAGCCACCCUCAAAAACGACAAAUUCAUCCAAGUGCGCCUCCGUAUGGAGACAGGAGCCGAUAGCAAAGCCCAAAAAGUGAACUACUACUUCAUCAAUUACAAAACAUUCGUGAACGUAGUUAAGUACAAGUUGGAUUUAAUGCGGAAACGUCUUGAGACGGAAGAACGCGACGCUACAAGUCGUGCUAGUUUCAAAUGUCCCGGUUGUUUGAAAACCUUCACUGAUCUCGAAGCCGACCAACUGUUUGACUACACCACGAGCGAAUUCCGGUGCACUUAUUGCCGGGAAGUGGUCGAAGAGGACUUGUCAGCCCUCCCGAAAAAAGACUCUCGCUUGCUUUUGGCGAAAUUCAACGAGCAGCUGGAGCCCCUCUACAUCCUUCUUCGCGAGGUUGAGGGAAUUAAACUAGCGCCGGAAGUACUAGAACCCGAACCGGUCGAUAUCAGCACUAUUCGAGGCAUCGACAAGAAAUUCAUUUCACAACCGCAAGAAAACUGGUCAGGGGAAGCGACAAGAAACUCAGGAUUUAUGGUUGAGGAAACGCGAGUUGAUGUCACAAUCGGAGAUGAGAACAACACUGCGGCGACCAACGCAAGGAAAGAAGCGCCAAUCUGGAUGAUGGAAUCCACUGUUAUUACGAAAGAAGAAGAUUCGGGGAAAAACACGGACUCUAUCAUGGACGCAAACAAUGAAACUACUAGUAAUAAUGGCAAGACUGAUGAUAUAAUGAGUGUUUUGUUGGCUCAUGAAAAGAAAGCCUCAAAUUCGGCCGCCAAUGCCCUCAAAGCGCUCAAUAAUGAAUCCGAUUCAAGUUCAGACGAAAUGAAUGAAGUGAAGGAAGAGACAGUUGAAAUAGAGAAUUCGGACAGUGAUGAAGAUGAUGGAAUCGUCCCCACGGUCACUGUAGGCAAUCAGGUUUACAACAUUACUGAUAUCAAUGAUACCAUCAUUGCGGAAAUGACACAAGCAGAAAAGGAAAUUUACGUUCAAGUGUUCCAAGACUACUAUUCUCACAUGAAUUAUUAAGCUAAUUUAUCUCAUAAGUACCUAAACUAUUUUUCUAACUGAACAGUAAAUACAAAAGUGGUGUACAUAUAAUGACUCAAUAAAUACUGUAUCCAAAAA
Tribolium madens (black flour beetle) is the source of this 1445-nucleotide messenger RNA. It is a transcript of the gene TfIIEalpha, whose product is annotated as general transcription factor IIE subunit 1. The record is from RefSeq and is a predicted model, not a curated record. Gene Ontology annotation, cellular component: transcription factor TFIIE complex. The transcript has a single exon. NCBI's taxonomy places the organism in Eukaryota, Metazoa, Arthropoda, Insecta, Coleoptera, Tenebrionidae. The coding region runs from base 129 to 1346 and encodes 405 amino acids. Gene Ontology annotation, biological process: transcription initiation at RNA polymerase II promoter; transcription open complex formation at RNA polymerase II promoter.